Molecule: messenger RNA, 940 nt
Organism: Aspergillus japonicus CBS 114.51
Lineage: Eukaryota; Fungi; Ascomycota; Eurotiomycetes; Eurotiales; Aspergillaceae
Product: cytidine deaminase
Exons: 5
Coding region: 118-573 (151 amino acids)
Cellular component (GO): cytosol
Molecular function (GO): zinc ion binding; cytidine deaminase activity
Source: RefSeq, a predicted model, not a curated record
GUUGGUUAUCUCUGCUCGCCUCAUCUCUACUCCGUCCGUCUUAUUUACCACCAGAACCUGAACGAUUACUCUCUUGCUGAAUCAUUGCCCGACAUACAUCCGACAAUCUAUUCGAACAUGGAUUUAAAUAUGGCAUCGUCUGCUGACCAUCUUUCGGCCCAAGAGCUGGAGACUCUCUCCACCAAAGCUAUUUCUGCCAAGGACGUUGCGUACUGCCCUUAUUCAAAGUUCCGGGUUGGAGCCUGUGUUUUGACGCAAACAGGCGAGUAUUUUCACGGUGCCAACGUAGAAAACGCUGCCUAUCCUGUUGGGACCUGUGCAGAAAGGGUUGCAUUGGGGACCGCGGUUGUAGCUGGGCAUCGAGACUUCAAAGCCAUUGCUGUCGCAACAGACAUUGAGCCAGCAGCAUCACCUUGCGGCAUGUGCAGACAGUUCAUACGUGAAUUUUGCUCUUCAUCAAUCCCCAUCUUUAUGUAUGAUGGGCAAGGAAACUUUACUAUGAAAACUAUUGGAGAGCUUCUGCCGGACUCAUUCGGCCCAGACGACUUGCCUGGAGCCACGAAACAAUCUUAGGCAUCUGCGUUUAGGGCCUCAUUUCCGGCUCCGACGCGAUAGUAUGGAACACGUCUCCCAUAUAUGCAGACCUGACAGUCUCACUGGGUUCAUAAGACGCACUUCUCCUCUCUGGAUUGGCUUCAAUUCCAUGGUAAUAUUAUAACUAAAAUUCGCAAAGUGGCCAUAUAUGAUUGCUGAGCAGAGCGGCCCUCUCAAUUAAGGGCUUUAUUUGUAAGUCGAGGAGCGCGCCUUGUUAGACGUCGGGCUAGUGGCUAGUGUACUGGGAUCCAGGACCACGAUAGCAUUCUUGCCUCAUAGUCUUAAAAAUCUCAUCUCCUUGGAAACAUUUUCUGAUGCAUCACCUCGAUUGGCAUACAUCAACCUG